GCGAUGUUCACGCAACUUCACGCACAUAGACGGAGAUCGACUUGGAUCGACUGUGGCCGAGUGUAGUGAUGCAGAGUGUUCCCGGUCUACUUACCUGAAUUUCUUGUACGGUUUUUUUCUUCGGCGUGAAUUAGCACAUACGGCAUAUAAAGUUUUAACACUUUGCAAAGAUGGCAGACUCUGAUGAUGAAUAUGACAGAAAGAGGCGCGACAAGUUCAGAGGUGAGAGGACAGAAUCAUAUUCACGGGAGCGCAGGGAUGAUCGCAGACGUGAUGAUUGGGUAGACAGUCACACUGAUCGUGAUUCUUAUAGAGAAUGGUCGAGCCGUCCCCGACAGCGUCCGGAUUAUCGGGAGUAUCGAGGUGGUGGAAGUGGAGGACGUGAUCGUUACAGCCCUUCGAGAUCCCAAGACAUGGGGCCACCUAUGAAGAGAAUGCGAUUUGCUGAGUGGGACGACAGACCAAGAUAUGGACAUGAUUAUUAUGGUGGAAGUGGUGGCGGUGCAGGUGGUGGUGGCGGCGGUGGUGGCGGUGGCGGUAGCGGUGGAAAUUCCUGGAGCCCAGAUAAUUACACCUCCCCUCACCAUGGCAACCAUCACUAUGGAAACCAUAAUAAUAGCAGCAGUCGAGAGGUUGCUGGAAAUUUCAGUAAUUCAAAUGUUGAAACCCAACCACCCAUGAUGUCAUUCAAAGCGUUUCUCGGUACUCAAGAGGAUACUAUUACUGAUGAGGAGGCAAUUAAGCGCUACAACGAGUACAAAUUGGAAUUCAGAAGGCAGCAGUUGAAUGAGUUCUUUGUCGCCCAUAAAGACGAAGAAUGGUUCAAAAUAAAGUAUCAUCCUGAGGAGUCAGUAAAAAGGAAAGAAGAACAAGUAGCAGCGCUUAAGAAACGCGUGGACAUUUUCCUGGAAUUGCUAAACACAGGAGACAUAGACAAGGUAUCUGUUGAUGCCGAUCAAGCAGACAUAUUAUUGCACCUUCUAGAUGCAGUAGUUAUUAAACUGGAGGGGGGGACAGAGGAAGAUUUACAAAUUUUAAAUGUUAAACCAUUUAAACCUAUAAUAACUAAAGACGUUCUGAAAGAAAAAGAGGAUUUCAAAAGAAAAACUUCUAUAGAAAAAAAAUCUGAAAUUAGUGAGGAAAAUAAAGCCGACGACUCUCAGCGUGAUGAAAAAGAUUCCAAGAAUGAUCAAAAUGCUAAUAUAGAAGUUGAAAGCUCAGUAAAGGAUGAAAAUGCUGAAUCUAAUUUGAACAAAAACAAGGAAAAUGAAGAUACAAAGAAUAAAAAAGAUGUAGAAGAAGCUGACGGUGAUGAUAAGCCUCCAGAAAAAUCGGAAAAAUCAAGAAAGCGUAAACGUACUGACAGCAAUAGUAGUAGCAGUAGUAGCAGCAGUAGUAGUUCCUCUGGUAGUGACAGCAAUAAACUGGACACACCGAAAGUAGAGACUCCUGCGAAUGAAAAGGUAGAAACUAAUAAUACGGAUGCUGACGAAAAAGACGUUAAAGUGGAGAAACAGGAAAUUAAAACGGAAGCAGAAGCGAAAAAUAAUAAAAAAUCUGCAAUUGAGCCAGAAGCAGUGAUUGAUUUAGCUAGUGAAGAUAAAGAGAAAGAACCUAGAGCUUUGCAUAAAACCAGUAGCAUCUUUCUUCGUAACUUGGCGCCAACCAUUACUAAGGCAGAAGUCGAAGCGAUGUGUAAGCGAUAUCCUGGGUUCUUACGUGUGGCUAUAGCGGAUCCACAGCCGGAGAGACGAUGGUUCCGUCGUGGCUGGGUCUCAUUUGAGAGACAAGUGAACAUCAAAGAAAUCUGCUGGAGUUUAAAUAAUAUUAGACUACGUGAUUGUGAGCUUGGUGCAAUAGUAAAUAGAGAUCUAUCACGACGUAUUCGUUCAGUGAAUGGUUUGACGUCUCACAAGCAAAUAGUUCGACAUGAUAUUAAACUUAGCGCCAAAAUUGUUCACAAUUUGGAUAAUAAGAUAGGACUAUGGAAAGAAGAGAAGAAGGAUGAAAACGUAACGAAACAGGAAGAAGAGAGCAAAACUACUCAAAGUAGCAAUGAAGUUGAACAAGCUGCUUUCGGAUUAUCAUCUAAAAAUCCAGUAUUGAAAAACAUAACAGACUACUUGAUAGAAGAAGCUUCAGCCGAAGAAGAGGAAUUACUAGGUAUGUCAAGUGAACAAGAGGAAGGUCAGUUGGGUGGCGACGGAGACAGUUCAAUCGAAAGAGAUCCAGUUCUAAUCAAGGUAUUAGACAGAUUAGUGUUGUACUUACGGAUUGUUCAUUCCGUCGAUUAUUACAAUCAUUGCGAAUAUCCAAACGAGGAUGAGAUGCCAAAUAGAUGCGGAAUAAUGCAUGUGAGGGGAUCUCCACCUACCGCCAAAGUUUCAAGUGCAGAAUUAACGGAAUAUUGUCGCAACUUCGAGAGCAAAAUGUCUGCCUUUCUACAACCGGUUGCUACUUUAUCUGAUGAAGACUUCGAAAAACUAGGCGCGAAAAACGCCGAAGCUGAGGUCGAAAAGUUCGUUCAAGCUAACACUCAAGAAUUGUCGAAAGAUAAGUGGUUGUGUCCUCUUAGUGGAAAGAAAUUUAAAGGCCCCGAUUUUAUUCGUAAACAUAUCUUUAACAAGCAUUCUGAAAAGGUCGCAGAAGUGAAAGCGGAAGCUGAAUAUUUUAAUAAUUAUUUAAGAGACCCAAAAAGGCCUCAACUUCCCGAGCAUCCUGGUAACAAAGCUCCAUUGAGAGAAGGAUCACGUGACAAUUUUGCUCCAUAUGGGUGCAGCUCGUACUCAGCGCAAACAUCCGCAAAUAUUUCUAGAUUCGGAAGUUACAGUGGUGGAUUUGGCGGUAACAGGAACAAUUAUGGUUCCGGUUAUGGUGGCGGAUUUGGAUUUAGUGCGCCACGUUCUAAUCGUGGUGGAUUUAAUCGAGGACGUGGCGAUUUCCGACCAGUCAUACAUUAUCGAGACCUCGAUGCACCACGGGAACCGGAUGAAUUUCUAUAAGCUGAUUGAAGAUACGAUAUGAUUGAUUUAUAUCGAUUGAUAUAAUAUGAAAAAAAUAUAUGUAUAGACACAUCUUAGAACCACAUUGAAACAGCAACAUUUUUCUGUAAGUCGUUCACAAGUGUGUACAUUGCAUACCUGUGUAUAUAGGUAUUUACAAUUAUUAAACAAUUUCCAAAAUAAAAUUAGUAUUAGUAAGCGUAUAUGGGUAUUCAGUAUUUUCUAAAAAGGAUUAUGAGAAGAAAAAUAUGCUACACAUAGUUUGUAUACAAAAGACCAAGAUUUAAAACGUUGAUCAAUCGAGUAAAAGUAAAAAAGUCAAAUUUGCAAAGGAUGUAUAAAACUAUUAAUAAUUUAUACACAAUUCAUAAUUCGUGACUCAGGAUAUCCAUAUUAAAUAAGUGAGUAUUAUGAAUAGACCGACUUUCAAGUUAUCAUUUAUAACUUUAUUCAGUCUCUCAAUUCGUCACGAAAUUUUUGAAAAUUAAGAAAUUGCACUCUAAAGGAAUCAGUUGUUAGUGGAUUAAAUUUGUUUAAUUCAUAGUGAUUUCUUCAGUUUUCAAUUUAUAUAUUUAAGUUAAUAUAUAGAUUAUCCUGAAAUUCACGAAUUAAUAACAAAAAACUUUGACAACGUUUUUCCCCAUGUAAAUUAGUCAAAAUUUAUGCACAAAGUUAAAAUGUUAUUAAAUAAAUGGUAUAAAUUGCAAACAGAUAAUAAUGAUUCAACCAAACGAUGAAUUUUCACUUAUUUCUUAUCAAUCAUUAAUUAUGUAUGUAGUCUGACACUGUCUUAAUAAAAUAUAUUAUGUGUUUUAUAUAUUACUUGAAUUUCACAAUUGUUUUCAAUAUCAAGCAGAUUUAGAUGAUAAAAUGUAUGCUUCAUUAAAUCACUUAUGUUGAUAAUGAUGUAUCUUACAUAAAAUUAAAGUUUUUCGUUUUUCCAUGAAAAAGAGAGAACAAGAAUAUAACAUUUAUUUAUAUAUAAUCAUAAUAUUUGUAAAAAUUACAAUAAAACGAGCAAGUGAGAAUCAGGUUAAUAUUUAUAAUUCUCGUUUAUAAUGUAUGUGAACAUGUCUUAGACUUAAUAAUAUAAUAAAAUGAUCACAAUGAUUCACCGAUGUAUUCUUUUACUUUAAUUCUUAAGAAAUAAAGGG
Molecule: messenger RNA, 4156 nt
Organism: Monomorium pharaonis (pharaoh ant)
Lineage: Eukaryota; Metazoa; Arthropoda; Insecta; Hymenoptera; Formicidae
Gene: Ars2
Product: serrate RNA effector molecule homolog
Exons: 16
Coding region: 171-3002 (943 amino acids)
Biological process (GO): primary miRNA processing; mRNA processing
Cellular component (GO): nuclear body
Molecular function (GO): nucleic acid binding
Source: RefSeq, a predicted model, not a curated record